This is a messenger RNA of Spea bombifrons (plains spadefoot toad), 730 nucleotides long. RefSeq names its product CDKN2A interacting protein N-terminal like (gene XTBD1). NCBI's taxonomy places the organism in Eukaryota, Metazoa, Chordata, Amphibia, Anura, Pelobatidae. The transcript is spliced from 3 exons. The coding region runs from base 81 to 383 and encodes 100 amino acids. The record is from RefSeq and is a predicted model, not a curated record.
GCUUAGGAACGUCGUUUUGCGUGACCUCAGAGAUAUGCGACCGUACGCACAGGCCCGUUGUGCUUUUAACUCACUAGCUUAUGAAUAGUCCACUUAAGAUGGCGGCAGAACGCGUUUGUCAGUAUCAGAGUUUUUCGGAGAGCGAGAAGCAGUGGAAGGCGAGGAGAUCGUUCAUUUUGAACAACUUGGAACAUUUUCGAGAAGACAGCGAGAUAGACAGACUACUAGCGUUAUCGAUGGUUUGGGCUAACCACGUCUUUAUGGGUUGUCGAUAUAGCCAUGAACUCUUGGAAAAGGUUAUUGGGAUGGCAGAAGGGAUUGAAGUAGAAGAUGCUCCACAGUUUACCACUAGAGAUGAAAUAAUGAAACAGCGCCAUCGUUAACCACAUAUCAGAGAUGCACAAGAGACUGCAAUGCAGCCAUUUUUCUGGAGGCUUUUGUUUUUAAGUCCGUUGACCUGGCGCACACUUGAUCAACAAGUCUACGAUUUUUUUUAUAAUCCUGCAUUAAAACAUUGUUAUAAUGUUCUUUAUGUGCAUAUAAUCACUGUUCCUUCAAAUGCUCCUUUCUUACAUUAAGAGAUUUUACCGUUUUUCAGUGUAUGCUUAAAAUGUGUAAUUUUAUGUCACAAUUAAAUGUUAUUUUCAUUGGCUGAAUAUUGACUUUGUUUUUGCAAUGCAAUGACAAUGUAUACAAACCUUUACACAAACAAGAGCCUGCCAUGCUUUUU